CGCCAAACCACCUAAUUUAAUGCCUCUCUCACUCCACGCUCCUCUUCCUGCGCUGCGUCCGAGAGAGCAGCAGCAGCAGCAGCAGCAGCACCAUAUAAUUCCUCGUUCUGCGACUCUCUUCCGCCUGCUUCGUCCGUUCGUCCCUUCAGCUGCAGCGAGUCAGUCUUCGGCUCUUUCUUUUCAGCCCCCAAAACCUUUGCCUGCAGGCAGAUAGAUAGGUAGGUGGGAUCGAUGGCGAGGAAGAAGAUCAGGGAGUACGACUCCAAGCGCCUCCUCAAGCAACAUCUCCAGCGCCUCUUCGGCAUUCACCUCCCCAUCAGAUCCGCCCAGAUCACGGAAGCGACGGACUUGAUGGCGCUGGCAGAGGCAGAGCCGUGGCUGUCGUCGGAGAAGCUGGUGGUGAAGCCUGACAUGCUGUUCGGGAAGCGCGGCAAGAGCGGGCUCGUGGGCCUCAACCUCGAUCUGGCUCAGGUCGCCGCAUUCACGAAAGAGCGCCUGGGGAAGCAGGUCGAGAUCGGCGGGUGCAAGGGCCCCAUCACUACCUUCAUUGUCGAGCCCUUUGUUCCGCACUCCCAAGAGUUCUAUCUCUCCGUCGUCUCGGAGCGUCUCGGCUGCAGCAUUAGCUUCUCUGAGUGUGGAGGGAUUGAGAUCGAAGAGAACUGGGAUAAAGUCAAAACUGUGUUCAUUCCGUCAGACACAUCCCUCUCGCCCGAAACCUGUGCUCCCUUGCUAGCAACUUUGACCUUGGAGAUCAAAGGAGAAAUUGAGGAUUUCAUCACAAAGGUGUUCGUUACUUUUCUAGAUCUUGACUUCACGUUCCUUGAGAUGAACCCCUUCACUUUGGUUGAUGGAAAGCCGUAUCCUCUGGAUAUGAGAGGGGAAUUGGAUGACACUGCUGCUUUUAAGAACUUCAAGAAAUGGGGAGAUAUUGAGUUUCCAAUGCCAUUUGGUAGAGUAAUGAGUCCUACUGAGAGCUUUGUGCAUAAGCUUGAUGAAAAGACAAGUGCUUCUUUGAAGUUUACUGUCCUGAACCCUCAAGGACGAAUCUGGACAAUGGUAGCUGGAGGAGGCGCCAGUGUUAUUUAUGCUGACACGGUUGGGGAUCUUGGUUAUGCUUCUGAACUUGGCAACUACGCAGAAUAUAGCGGAGCUCCAAAGGAAGAGGAGGUGCUUCAGUAUGCAAGAGUUGUUAUUGAUUGUGCUACUGCCAAUCCUGAUGGCCGUAAAAGAGCUCUUGUCAUUGGAGGAGGGAUAGCCAACUUUACUGAUGUUGCUGCAACAUUUAGUGGCAUCAUUCGGGCUCUAAGGGAAAAGGAAUCAAAUCUUAAGGCUUCAAGGAUGCAUGGCUUUGUGAGGAGAGGAGGUCCAAAUUAUCAAACAGGCCUUAGGAAAAUGCGACAUCUUGGAGAAGAAAUCGGAAUCCCCAUUGAAGUUUACGGACCUGAAGCUACUAUGACUGGCAUCUGCAAGCAGGCAAUCGAGUGUAUUACCGCUGCUGCAUAAAAUUAGAUAACUUUGAAUGAACUUUCUUCAUUUGCGUCAUUUGCUUUGUUUGCGACAGUUAACUUAUGUUUCGUCUGGGCAGUAGAUUCAAUAGUACUAGUGGCCAUCGGGCAAAGAGCGGAAAUGGUUGCUUUAAGUCCCAAUGAGCUUUUGUUUAAAAUGUUCAAUCCUGAUGGCUUGCCUCCUAUUUGAAAUAAGAAUGCUAUCUUUAAACAAUCAGAAGUUUGAGAUAUUCAGCUAA
This is a messenger RNA of Ananas comosus (pineapple), 1744 nucleotides long. RefSeq names its product ATP-citrate synthase alpha chain protein 1. Gene Ontology annotation, molecular function: succinate-CoA ligase (ADP-forming) activity. Gene Ontology annotation, biological process: succinyl-CoA metabolic process; tricarboxylic acid cycle. The record is from RefSeq and is a predicted model, not a curated record. Gene Ontology annotation, cellular component: succinate-CoA ligase complex. Lineage: Eukaryota; Viridiplantae; Streptophyta; Magnoliopsida; Poales; Bromeliaceae. The transcript is spliced from 12 exons. Bases 232 to 1503 code for a protein of 423 amino acids.